Messenger RNA from Folsomia candida, 777 nucleotides. RefSeq names its product ABC transporter G family member 23. Bases 1 to 777 code for a protein of 258 amino acids. The record is from RefSeq and is a predicted model, not a curated record. Gene Ontology annotation, molecular function: ATP binding; ATP hydrolysis activity. The transcript has 9 exons. NCBI's taxonomy places the organism in Eukaryota, Metazoa, Arthropoda, Collembola, Entomobryomorpha, Isotomidae.
AUGGCCGUGCUGGUCAGGGACGCAUACAAGAACUAUGGAACGGUUCCUGUCAUCGAAAAUCUAAAUAUCACUGUGCGGCCAGGUUCCAUUUAUGGAUUACUUGGUGCGAGUGGCUGCGGGAAAACUACGCUGCUUUCAUGCAUCGUAGGAUUAAAGCAAUUGAACUACGGAAGUAUAAAUGUGUUUGGACAUCGACCUGGAGAAAAAGGGUCUGGAGUACCGGGCCCGGGCCUCGGAUUUAUGCCACAGGAGUCUGCGCUUUAUCCCAUUUUCACUAUCGCCGAAGAGUUGGCUUAUUACGGGAGGAUUUAUGGGAUGACUUCUAAAAGCAUAGAAAAAAGGACGGAGUUCUUGGUAAAAUUCCUUAAUCUUCCCAGCGCAUCGAACCGGAUUGAUACUUUGAGUGGCGGAGAGAACAGGAGAGUCGCGCUUGCAGUCGCCAUGAUCCACAGUCCACCUCUUCUCGUCCUUGACGAACCAACUGUAGGCCUAGAUCCCUUGUUACGACAAAGUAUUUGGAACCACAUGACAGAGCUUGUUAAGAGCGAAGAAAAAACGACAAUACUAAUUACAACACACUAUAUCGACGAGGCAAAAUUUUGCGACGUGAUUGGUGUAUUGCGCCGAGGUAGGCUUCUGGCUGAGCAGAACCCUCAAAUUCUUAUGGACUUUUACUGCUUGAAUUCAUUGGAGGAUAUUGUGCUCCGCCUUUGUCAAGAAGACGAAUUAAAACAUGGUCCCGCAAGACGAAAAGCUCUAAAUUUAUUAACAGUAUAA